AUGAAAUCCUACCACAACUCGCUCAAGAAUGUUGCAUCUUCAGUAGCGCUGAUAAAAUGUUUAAGGUCUAUAAAGCAGAAUGCCUUUGUUGCCUCAAAAUAUCCAGUUGUAAUAAGAUUAGAGGACCAACUUUCUCCCAAUCUUCAGGCCACAGCGGCUCUGAACAUUGGAAAUGUUGACAGUGACAAAGAAAUUGAAGAAUUCGAAUCAUAUAAUUUAUAUGAAAGUUUAAUCGGCAUUCAUGAUGGGAAGCCUAAAGGUGAAUCAGGAAAAUGUGUCGAAGUUGAUCGUAAUAAAGUGAAAUGUCUAAGUUUAAGUGAGCAAGAACUGAAAAUGGAAGUUAUAACUCAUGGAAAUGAAAUUGUCAGGUUUACUCUGCAGAAUUUACUGAGAGUGUAUCCAAAAGGUGCUCGUAUUACCUCAUCAAAUUAUAACCCAUUGAUCGGGUGGAUGCAUGGAGCUCAGAUGGUUGCAUUUAACAUGCAGGUUUCACCUCUUCAUUUUCCUCCUUUUCCAUUUCAGGAUAUGGGAUAUGGGAUAUUUCGUUGGUUGAUGCAUGGAAUGUUCAAAGCCAAUGGUGAAUGUGGUCAUGUUAUAAAACCAGAUUUUCUUUUACAUGUUGGUCCAAAUAAUGAGAUCUUUGAUCCUAGAGCUCAUAUGGUGAAGACUACUUUAAAGGUGAAGGAUUUACUGCCUAUAGAUUUGAGUGCUAUUCUUCUUUUAAGUGUUUCUUCUAGAUUUUUCACAAAGCUUGCAAUACUUUUCUUACUCUUACUUAGGUGGGGUGAUAAGGAUGAACUAGAAAAGACAAGCAAUCAAAGAACAUCAAUGAAAAAGAAGGGAAUUCAUGAGAAAAGAAAGAAUUCCGAUCCAAUUUUGUUAUUCGAGAAAACAAUGAUCGAAGACGAUUGGUCACCUUCAUGGAAUGAGGUGUUUGAAUACCCACUUUCUGUUCCAGAACUGGCCUACUUCGUAUAG
Molecule: messenger RNA, 978 nt
Organism: Sphenostylis stenocarpa
Lineage: Eukaryota; Viridiplantae; Streptophyta; Magnoliopsida; Fabales; Fabaceae
Source: the annotation of a GenBank genome assembly